GUUUCUCUAACUCAGCGUCAUGGAAUGAAGCUCCGAAAAAACAAUGGAUAAGAUUCGUUAAGCCUCAGUCUCUGGUGUUCGAAGCGGUGGAAAUGGCUUCAAUCGUCCACCAUGGUCUUCAAAUUUCUUCCAAGAUCGAUUCUCCAUGGCUCAGGCUUUCAUCGCAGCUUCAUUUUCAUCCUCGGACAUCGGUUGAGAUUGUCCAUAAUCGCGUUCCUCAAUUCUCUCCAGUUAUCAUUAAUUGCCGUCGUGCUUCGCGUUCUCUGAUUCGACGUGGCAGUCGAAUCGAGAGGGAAGGUGAUCCAUCUACUGCAGAAGCCGAUAAGGCCGAGGGGACCGAAAGUAAAGUUUCUUCAAUUAGGAAUGUUGCUUUAUGUGUUGCUAGUGCACUGGCAUUUGGCAUCGGGGUGGGCUUGAAAGAUGGAGCGGGCAAGGCAUCUGAAUUUUUCGCUGGGUAUCUUCUUGAGCAAAGUUUGUCAGUUGACAAUCUUUUUGUUUUUGUUUUGAUUUUCAAGUACUUCAAAGUGCCAAUCGAGUAUCAGAAUCGGGUGCUUACAUAUGGUAUUGCUGGUGCAAUUGUCUUUCGUCUGACAAUCAUACUUCUCGGAACAGCCACUUUGCAGAGAUUUGAAGGAGUAAACCUGCUUCUGGCUGCCAUACUUCUAUUCUCAUCUUUUCAGUUAUUUGCCAGUGAUGAAGAGGAUGACAGUGAUCUAUCAGACAACUUUGUAGUAAAGACGUGCCAAAAAUUAAUCCCUGUGGCAGCUAAUUAUGAUGGGAAUCGCUUUUUUACACUUCAGGAGGGUGUUAAGAAAGCAACACCUUUACUUCUCACCGUAGCAGUAAUUGAGCUCAGUGAUAUAGCAUUUGCAGUGGACUCAAUACCAGCAGUUUUUGGUGUUACAAGGGACCCUUUCAUAGUGUUUACGUCUAAUCUUUUUGCCAUUCUAGGUUUGAGAUCCCUAUUUGUGCUUGUAUCUGAUGGUAUGUCAGAAUUGGAGUACCUACAGCCGUCUAUUGGUGUUGUUUUGGCAUUUGUUGGGAGUAAGAUGAUCCUGGAUUACUUUGGAUUCCACGUCCCAACUGAGGCAUCUCUUGGUUUUGUUGCAUUAAGUCUGAGCACUGGGGUCCUGUUGAGUGUACUGAAGAAGUCUGAUUGAUCAUGAUAACAAAAAAUACAGAAUUUUGUGUCAAAAUUGUCACACAAGAACGUGUCACUGGAGCCUUGCCUGUAGGCAGUAAAAGAAAAAAGGAUGCGCAUUCUGCUAUGCUGUCUACAAAAACUGGAGGCUAGAAGAACCAUUUUUUCUUUUUACCAGUCUUGAUUGUUGUGCUGAGGAUGAAUUUCCUCUGUUAUUUGCAAAUAAUUCCAAAUCUCUCUCUCAAACGAAGUUCAGAACCUUUCUGUAGAUCUGAGCUUUUGGACAACGUACAAAUUUUUAUGCAAAAAAUGUGAUGGUAUCUUUCUGCUAUCAAGUUGAUACCUUCCUCCA
Molecule: messenger RNA, 1493 nt
Organism: Cucurbita maxima (winter squash)
Lineage: Eukaryota; Viridiplantae; Streptophyta; Magnoliopsida; Cucurbitales; Cucurbitaceae
Product: thylakoid membrane protein TERC, chloroplastic
Exons: 15
Coding region: 93-1160 (355 amino acids)
Cellular component (GO): membrane
Source: RefSeq, a predicted model, not a curated record